This is a messenger RNA of Rhodotorula toruloides NP11, 1848 nucleotides long. Its product is annotated as protein of RNA polymerase III Rpc4 family. Gene Ontology annotation, molecular function: DNA binding. The record is from RefSeq and is a predicted model, not a curated record. Gene Ontology annotation, biological process: transcription by RNA polymerase III. Gene Ontology annotation, cellular component: RNA polymerase III complex. NCBI's taxonomy places the organism in Eukaryota, Fungi, Basidiomycota, Microbotryomycetes, Sporidiobolales, Sporidiobolaceae. The transcript has 7 exons. Bases 1 to 1848 code for a protein of 615 amino acids.
AUGUCCGACACUGGAGCGCCGAAGGGACGAGGAAGGGGCCGAGGCCGCCGCGUCGGCGCCACGACGCUGUCCGGCGCGACAAUCGACACCAACACUGCCUCUCCCUCCCCUCAACCCGCCGCCGCCGACUCGUCUGCAUCCGCCUCACGCGCUUCGUCAGUCUCGGCGCCAAGGGGAGCAAGUGGGACGCCGGCGCCGUCAGCCGAGGCAACGGAGGACGCGCCAGAACCGUCAAACACCGCCGCCUCUUUCUCGGCUGCCCCUCAACGUCGCGCAUCCGUCAAGCGCGUUCCCUCCGUCGGUGUAGGCUCGACGCGCGCGCCCUCCGUCGGCCUCGCACGUACCCCGUCGAUUGGGCUGGCAGGAGGAAGGGACAGGCCCGUUGGCGGUUUGCUCGGCAGCACGAGCGAGUUCAGGAGGGAUGCGACGGCCGGUCCGUCAACAGCUAGGGGCACCAAGUUCAAGCCGAACAUGAGGCGGAAGGAGCGUGUAGUGGAUGACGACGAAGACGAUGUCAAGAUGGAGGAUGGCGAAAGCAACUGGCGGAACAAGCGCGGUCCCCGCCCUCCGCCUCGCCCGCGCCAGGAUCUGCAAAUGACCGCGAGUGGUCCAAUGGCGCAAGGUCCUGGCGGUCCUCCCAAAACAUGGGGCGCGCGUCCGACUGCUGGCGCUUCUGGUGCAGCCGUCAUGGCCGCCUCUCGCGCCGGCACGCUCAAUCAGAUGAUCGACGACGACGAAGACGCGUCCGACCUCGAAGUCGACGACGACCCGUACGACGAGGCGGGCGGACUGCGGUUCAAGGCGGUCGACUUGAACGACAUUGGUUCGGCGAAAAAGAGGGAGGGAGAUGAUGGGAUGGCGCCGUUAACGCUGCCGAGGGAUCCAAAAGUGCUGCGGACCAAGAUCAGGCGGUUGCAGGAGCGGAAGCAGGAGAGGCUUAAGAAGGAGGCUGCUCGCGCCAAAUCCGAAGCCGGCGUCAAGGCGGAACCGCAGGACGACUCGCUUCCCGGUUCUGGGACUUCGACUCCGGCGACUGCCGCGACCCCCGCUCCGCUCCAUUCCAAGGAAGGCUCGCUCGCUUUGAUGAGUGUCGACGAGGACAAGGAGGCGAAGGACCUCAAGGACCUCGAAGAAGAGGAGAAGAAGGAGAUCAUCCUCAGCGAGGCGUUCGACCUGGCGCCCGAAACGCGCGGCGAGCUGUACAUGUUCCAGUUCCCACGCAAGUUCCCCGAAUUCGUCCCAUCCUCAUCCGUCAAGUCCGAGUCCGACCCAUCCGGCGACCUCGCCUCGCUCUCAAUCAAGCCGGACCCCGAUGCGCUUGCACCGCGCAAAGUCGUGCCCCCGCCUUGGGGACGGUUCGGGACGAGGACGGAGAAGGCGGCGAGGUGGAGUGAGCAUGAGGGCAGGAUUGGGGAGUUGUGUGUGCAUAGGAGUGGGAAGGUGACGCUCAGGCUGGAGGGCGACUUGCGCUACGAGGUCCUCCCGGCCGCCCAGCCGUCAUUCCUGCAGGAGAUCGCCGUCCUCGACCACCCCUCCAAGAACACCUCUAUCAACGGCACCUCGAAAAAGCCGAAAUCGCGCCGUCGCUCCUCCUCGACCUCCUCCUCCUCCUCUUCCAGCUCCUCUUCCUCCGACUCUCCCUCGUCCUCGAAAAAGGCUCCAGCACUUCCAGCAGACUCGCUCGUCGUCCUCGGCCAGACGAGCAAGAAGUUCAUCGUGGUGCCGCAGAUUGAGGACUUGUUGGAGAAGGUGGGCGAACAGGAGAAGAAGGAGCGCGAGGAGGAGAGGAGGUUGAGGAUGGAGAAGGCCAAGAGGGAGGGAGGGGUCAAGCGUGAAGGGAAGCGCUAG